AUGUCGUUGUUACGCACCUUCAAGGCCUUGAAGCCUUGUAGUAAUCUGUCUUCAUCAUCAUCGACCCAAGAAUCGGAACCGCCGAGAAAACCUCCCAAAUCGUCUCUCUCGCAGCAGCUACUGCGUCUCGACGAUUCAUACUUCUUCUCCUCGAAGCACGAAUCUAAAAUCUCCAUAACCCAGGUCGAAGAUUCUAAUCGUGGCGAAGAUGAUCACAAAAGAAGUAUCAAGUUUGAUGCGGAGGAGAAAGAAGAAGAAGAAGAAGAUGAGACAUCGAUUGAAUUCGGGAGACCCGGUUUAAACCGAGCCGAAUUUGACUAUACCGGUCCUUUUGAACCACUUGUGCUGUCAUUAAACGGAGAAACUCCGAUCAUACAGGUACCAGCUUCUAUCAAUUGUAGAUUGCUCGAACAUCAGCGAGAGGGAGUAAAGUUUCUCUAUAAUCUGUAUACAAGCAAUCAUGGCGGCAUUCUCGGCGAUGACAUGGGAUUAGGCAAGACGAUUCAGACAAUUGCAUUUCUUGCUGGAGUUUAUAGAAAAGAGAGUGACGCUGGUGAUGCGUCUGCUUUGGAGUCUAAAAAGGGUCCUGUGCUAAUAAUCUGUCCGUCUUCGGUUAUCCACAACUGGGAGAGUGAGUUUUCUCGAUGGGCUAGCUUCUUCAAGGUCUCUGUGUACCACGGAGCAAACAGAGAUAUGAUUCUGGAGAAACUCAAUGCGCGAGGUGUCGAGGUACUUGUAACCAGCUUUGACACGUUUAGAAUCCAAGGCCCCGUUUUGUCCGGGAUCAACUGGGAGAUAGUGAUUGCUGAUGAGGCUCACCGGUUAAAGAACGAAAAAUCAAAACUUUACGAAGCGUGCCUUGCCAUCAAGACGAGGAAGAGAAUCGGUCUCACCGGUACAGUGAUGCAGAACAAGAUCGGCGAGCUGUUCAACCUUUUCGAGUGGGUGGCGCCGGGAUCGUUAGGCACUCGCGAGCAUUUCCGAGAGUUCUACGAUGAGCCGCUGAAGCAAGGGCAGAGAGCAGCUGCUCCGGAGAGAUUUGUGAAGAUCGCAGAUAAGAGGAAACAGCAUUUGGUCACUGUUCUGCGUAAGUAUAUGCUGAGGAGGACAAAGGAGGAAACCAUAGGCCAUCUGAUGAUGGGGAAAGAAGAUAAUGUAGUCUUCUGUCAAAUGAGCGAAUUGCAGAAACGGGUUUAUCAGAGAAUGCUGCAGCUACCGGAGAUCCAGUGCCUUGUGAAUAAGGACAAGCCGUGCGGUUGUGGAAGCCCGCUUAAGCAAGCAAAGUGCUGCGGAAGGAUUGUUCCUGAUGGAACUAUCUGGAGUUCUCUUCAUAAAGAUGACUCUGACGGUUGUGAUUCUUGUCCCUUCUGCUUGGUGCUUCCAUGUCUUGUGAAACUCCAACAGAUUAGCAAUCAUCUGGAGCUUAUCAAACCGAACCCGAAAGACGAGCCAGAGAAGCAGAAGAAGGACGCAGAGUUUGUGUCUGCGGUGUUCGGGACGGAUAUUGAUCUAGUUGGAGGUGUUUCCGCAAGCGAGAGCUUCAUGGACCUUAGUGAUGUUACACAUUGUGGGAAAAUGAGAGCGUUAGAGAAGCUGAUGGCUUCUUGGAUUUCAAAGGGAGAUAAGAUACUUCUUUUCAGUUGUUCUGUCAGGAUGCUGGACAUACUGGAGAAGUUUCUGAUAAGAAAAGGUUACAGCUUUGGAAGACUUGAUGGUUCUACUCCAACUAAUCUGCGACAGUCUCUUGUAGAUGACUUUAACGCGAGUCCUAGCAAACAGGUUUUUCUGAUAUCAACUAGAGCUGGUGGGUUGGGACUAAACCUUGUGAGCGCGAACCGUGUGGUUAUAUUUGACCCAAAUUGGAACCCAUCUCACGACCUGCAAGCGCAAGAUAGAUCAUUUCGGUAUGGACAGAAACGUCAUGUGGUGGUUUUUCGUUUGUUGGCGGCUGGUUCGCUUGAGGAAUUAGUCUACUCUAGACAAAUAUACAAACAACAGCUCUCAAAUAUUGCCGUUGCGGGGAAAAUGGAGACGAGGUACUUUGAAGGCGUCCAGGACUGUAAAGAGUUUCAAGGCGAGCUGUUCGGGAUUUCAAAUCUCUUCCGUGAUCUCUCUGAUAAGCUCUUCACUAGCGAGAUUGUUGAGUCACAUAAGGAUAUUAACAUCAGUCAGACUCAGAAGAAGAGUUCGUUGCUUGAGACAGUUGUUUCAGAAGAUGAAGAAGAAGAAGAGGCCUUGUGCUCUUCUAAACCCGAAACAGAGGAACCUAUCCUUAAGGACUUGGGGAUUUUGUAUUCACAUCGAAAUGAAGACAUUAUCAACUGUGGAAGGACAACAACGACAUCUCAGAAGAACAGCGACGAGAACUUUCAGUUUGGGGAUCGAAGGAACAAGAAGAAGAGAAAAGGUCUUAGUGAAGAGGAGGAUAUGUCUUCUUCAAACAGGGAACAGAAAAGAGAGCAGUACAAAAUGGUAGCCAAGUUCAAAGGCAUGGAGAUAUUGGAGUUUAGUAGAUGGGUAAUAUCAGCUUCUCAAUUUGACAGAGAGAUGCUACUUCAAGACUUUUUAGAAAGAGUCAAGUAA
Microthlaspi erraticum is the source of this 2583-nucleotide messenger RNA. Lineage: Eukaryota; Viridiplantae; Streptophyta; Magnoliopsida; Brassicales; Brassicaceae. The record is from the annotation of a GenBank genome assembly.